CACUCUUAGUUUUCUCAUCCACUGCUAAGUUUUAAGCUAUUUUUUCCUAGCAAAUUUUCCUGGUAAAGCCAUGUUUAGAGCCUUGAGUACAUGUGGAAGCCACCGGAGAUAUGAACGAUUAGGCGAUGAGCCUACCGCUGGUUUGUUGUUGGAGGCAAAGUUAAAGAGGGUUACAAGCUUGCCAGCUAAAAUGUUUGGUUCAUCAACCAAGUGUACAACAGAAUUGACAUUUCCAGACAAGUCUCAGGUGAAGCAAGCAAAAAAGGUUACCAAGAGCCAUCCACUCUUUAGUCUCUUUGAUAGUACUCGUCGUCGUCGUAAGAAGAAAACUACGGCCAGGCCAGAAUUCGCAAGGUAUCUUGAGUAUGUGAAGGAGGGAGGGCUCUGGGAUAUGAAUUCCAAUAAGCCUGUAAUCUAUUACACAUGAAAAAAAAAUGUACAACAAAAAAAAUUUGGGGUCGGUUAUAGAUUUUCAGUAGAAUAGUCACUGUCGACUAUAUGUAUUCUUUUCUGUCAUUCAAAUUAUUUGCUUGUGUAAUAUUUCAUCUGUAUAGGCAAAGCAAAAAUCUGGCUGAUACAUAAUAUGGCCAUAUUUCUUUUGUUAA
Molecule: messenger RNA, 605 nt
Organism: Quercus robur (English oak)
Lineage: Eukaryota; Viridiplantae; Streptophyta; Magnoliopsida; Fagales; Fagaceae
Exons: 1
Coding region: 71-427 (118 amino acids)
Source: RefSeq, a predicted model, not a curated record